Messenger RNA from Merops nubicus (carmine bee-eater), 705 nucleotides. RefSeq names its product gamma-1-syntrophin-like. The transcript is spliced from 6 exons. Lineage: Eukaryota; Metazoa; Chordata; Aves; Coraciiformes; Meropidae. The annotation marks the transcript as partial. Gene Ontology annotation, cellular component: dystrophin-associated glycoprotein complex; intracellular anatomical structure. Gene Ontology annotation, molecular function: structural molecule activity. The record is from RefSeq and is a predicted model, not a curated record.
AUAGUCUACAUGGGCUGGACAGAAGAACGGGAACAAGACUCCCUUCAGGAUCGAAUGUACACACCAAAGUUUCUAGCACUGAGGGGAUCUUCCCUGUAUAAAUUUAUAGCACCUCCAGUCACAACUUGGGAUUGGACACGAGCUGAGAAAACAUUUUCAGUUUAUGAGAUAAUGUGCAAAAUUCUCAAGGACAGUGAUCUCCUGGACCGGCGGAAACAUUGCUUCAGUGUCCAGUCUGAAUCUGGGGAAGAUCUUUACUUUUCUGUGGAACUAGAGUCUGACCUAUCUCUAUGGGAAAAAGCCUUCCAAACAGCAACUUUUUUAGAAGUGGAACGAAUACAGUGCAAGACGUAUGCCUGUGUUUUGGAGAGUCAUCUUAUGGGACUUACCAUUGACUUUAACUUUGGCUUUGUCUGUUUUGAUGCUGCCACAAAGGCUGUACUUUGGAGGUACAAGUUUUCCCAACUCAAAGGUUCUUCAGAUGAUGGGAAGAGCAAAAUCAAAUUUUUGUUCCAAAACCAAGAUACUAAACAAAUUGAAGCAAAGGAGCUGGAGUUUUCCAACCUGUUUGCAGUCCUUCACUGUAUCCACUCAUUCUUUGCAGCCAAAGUGGCUUGUUUGGACCCUUUGUACGUAGGCAGUCAAGCCACAGCUUCUGCUGCUCCCACAACUUCUGGUACUGGCAAAUUAAAGUAUACUACUUGA